AGUUUUAUUAUCCCACCUCUACUCGACAAGACGUACCAGUUCACCAGUAUACUCUUGAAUUGGUCUGUCUUGGUAUCUAUGCUCCUCCCACAAAAGAAUACUAAUAUAACAAACCGAGCCGUAUCCGAAGUCCUGUCAAAACAGCGGGGAGCUAAAUAACUCUUGUUUGCAGUGCAUGGCGCGACUCACUCUUUGUGAGAAUUCGCGCCAUCUGUCUCUAUUCCCCUCACAGGUGAAGCGCUCGGCCCGAACGAGACCAUUGUCCUCACCGCUGACUUAAUGAUCAAUUCGCAUCUACGCGAUUCUAACAGAAAUCUUCAUUGAUCUACUACAGGGAAACAGGAUGACAUCAAUAGCGACGAUGACGGAGCCGGUAACCUCGAACUCGAGCCUGAAAACCCCGCCGACAGAGCGUACAUCGUUCGACCUGCCUCUCAAGGUGAUAUCCACCAUCUUUCUGCUUCUCAUAAUCAUUCUCACUAUCGCCGGGAACGGACUCGUCAUCUCAGCAUUCGCGAAGUUUCGUAAGCUACGCAGCGUGACCAAUCACUUCGUGGUAUCCCUAGCACUCACGGAUAUUUUGGUUGCCGUGUUUUCUAUGCCGAUGUGGGCAGCUUUUCUACUUACAGGGCCGGAGUGGAUAUACACGGAAUGGCUGCGGAGGGUAUGGCAGUGUGCGGACGUGUUAUCCGGCGUGGCGUCUAUCCUGCACUUAACCUUUAUCAGCGUGGAACGGUAUAUCUGCAUCUCCUCGCCACUGAAGUACCACCAGAUUGUGACCCCGGGAAAGACGAAAGUCGCUAUUAUUGCCAUCUGGAUGGUGGCGCUGAUCAUGGCGGCCAUCAAGUUCCUAUUCUGGGGCUGGCCUCCACCGGCUUACCAGUUGUCUGCGUUUGUUUUCUGCUUCACGCUUCCUACAAUCAUCAUGAGCACUGCGUACAUCAUGAUAUUCAAGGUGUCCCGUACUCAAGCAAAGAAGAUGACCAUGACGGUAAACGGCAAGCCAAAACGAUUCUGUCUUCCGAAGGAGAUGAAAGCCGCCAAGACACUAGCUGUAGUGAUGGGAGCAUUCUUCUUCUGCUGGUGUCCCUUCUUCAUUCUCAACCUGGUGUACGCUGUCUGCAGAGAGUGUCCUAUUGACAUCGAGAGCAUCAUGUUGACCAAAUGGCUGCAUUACCUCAACUCUGUCCUGAACCCUUUCAUCUACAGCUUUAUGAUAAAGGACUUUCGCAUGGCGUUCAGAAAACUCGUAAUCCACGCGGUCACGUCACGUUUCAGAGGUAGAGAGCUCAGGCUCUAUGACAGGGGUUUCUCUUCAACAAGGAACAACAGCUCAAGGACGCAAGAUCAAAGUCUACGAGGGUAUGAUCCAACGGCAAAUAAGGGUGAACAAUAUGUCUGAGCACGUGAUCAGAACGUCAAAGCGCGUGAUGCGGAAAUUUGACAUACAUGAUCGAAGUGUAACAACACGUUAUCAAGAUAUCAGAGCACGAGAUCAAACUUGGAGCAUGCCCAAAUUUUCGAGCCCAUGUCCAGAUGGUAAUGGUUUUAACUUAUCAAAAUAGUUCAGAGCAGCAAAUCGAAAUAAGAAGACACAAAAAUAGUCAAAGCACAUGUUUGAAUGGCCAAGUGGAGGGCUCAGAGUCUGAGUACAGUAGCUCAGAGCCAAAUGCCAUGAGCGACAAGAAAUAAUAGCAGAGAUGAAAUGAAAUGAUAAAAUGAAAUAGAAAUAAAUAAGGAGAAGGGGUGGAGGUGCCCACCCCCCUGAGAUUUCCCCAUACAUUUGCUGUAUUGUCUAAGGUGAUUUGCAAUUUGGGUUUGUCCAGGCCCUGCCUAUUACACUAUCAUGCACCCUUUCUGAAAUUUCAGGAUAACCCCUGUUCAUCGACACAUCAGACCUUUCCUGCAUGCAUUUCUUUUGUGGCUCACAGAUAAUUGAAGGCAAAAAUAAGAGCAUGCAUAGAUGAAGCUACCUGUACACAAAUACUGCAUGCUUAUAUUUACCACACAAAUAGAAUUGUGAUGAUCAUUUUAAGUGAAAUACUGUAUUGCUUAAUAAAAAGCAUUUUUACACCUUUCUUGGCAUACCUUUAAAAACAUUCCUGGUCAGACCUCUGACUGCAUCUAUACUUAUGUCUACUGUUUUAUAAGGGGAUCCCCACCAAUAUUCGGCACCACAUCAGCAAUGAUAUCAGAAAAACAUUGUUGUACCUGAAAAGAAACAUUUUUGAUAUCAGAUUUUCAGAUUGUCUGCACAUCACUGUUGUGUAAAUUUUCUUACCAUCUCUGCCUCUUCAGUUGACAUGAGUUUGAUGACUAUGCCAUCACAUAAUGGUGCAAGCGGGCUUGCAGAAAUAGUAAUCACAUUGUUAUACUUGUAUUUAUCUAGAAAAGAAACAAUGAUAGCUGCAUUCAUAAUUACAGAAGUUGGAACAUAACAAAGAUUUUAAGAAUGGGAAGGGAGCAUAAUCUAAAUACAGUUAAAAAUACAAUAUUUCGACUCACUAUCUGCAGAUUCAGUAUUGAUGUUAGCCUUUAAGAAAUGUAAAGCCCGAACCAUAGUAGGGAGCGGUCAUUAAUUACUGGGAGGGGGGUGGGUAUUUUUGCAAAACCCUGGGCUAAAAAAAUCAUUACCCCCCCUCAAAUCAAAGCUCAAAAGUCCUGCCCCCCCUAACCGAUGGCCCAAAAAUUUGAACCCCUCCCUUUUUUUAUAUUAGAUAAUUAUGUCUUUAAAACCAAAGAGACUUAAUAUACUGAGUGUGACUGAAUAUAACUUUUAUUAAAAUAUGGAUCAGCUAGCAUGUCAAUUUUGUCCUUUUUAAUUAAGUUUAGGGUGAAUUGUCACUUUCGCUUAUUUAAGAGUGCCACAGAGAUAAACAACAAAUACAAAUUUUACAAAGACAUUUUGACAUUUAAAAGUAUUCGUUUUGUUAAACAGAUUGGAAAGGGAAGCUUUGUCUGUCAACCAUUAGAGGGGUUCUCAAAAUUUAUUUAUAUAAAGACAAGAUCAGUACCUGAACUGUGACCCCCCUAAAUAGGCACCUAAAAAAAAUGUAGCCCCCCUACAUAUUUGCCAGCCCCCCCCCCACCCCCGUAAUAAACUACCGCUCCCUUAAUAUUGUCACUAUACAUUAAAGCCUCUUUGUUAGUUCGAUCUGAUAACUGCUCUAUUACUACUACUUACAGUGAAAUGACUUAACCUUUUCCUGGAUCGAACAGAUUUUAUCCUUAAAAUAUGGGCCAAUGAUAACACAUGUACCAACCACCUAUGAAAUAAAGAAUGAAAUUUGUUUUAUGCA
This is a messenger RNA of Nematostella vectensis (starlet sea anemone), 3299 nucleotides long. RefSeq names its product octopamine receptor Oamb. The record is from RefSeq and is a predicted model, not a curated record. Gene Ontology annotation, molecular function: G protein-coupled serotonin receptor activity; melanocortin receptor activity; neurotransmitter receptor activity. The coding region runs from base 344 to 1402 and encodes 352 amino acids. Lineage: Eukaryota; Metazoa; Cnidaria; Anthozoa; Actiniaria; Edwardsiidae. Gene Ontology annotation, biological process: G protein-coupled receptor signaling pathway, coupled to cyclic nucleotide second messenger; chemical synaptic transmission. The transcript has 6 exons. Gene Ontology annotation, cellular component: dendrite; membrane.